This is a messenger RNA of Vigna radiata var. radiata (mung bean), 1389 nucleotides long. Its product is annotated as nucleoside-triphosphatase-like. Gene Ontology annotation, molecular function: nucleoside diphosphate phosphatase activity. Gene Ontology annotation, cellular component: membrane. The record is from RefSeq and is a predicted model, not a curated record. The transcript has 8 exons. NCBI's taxonomy places the organism in Eukaryota, Viridiplantae, Streptophyta, Magnoliopsida, Fabales, Fabaceae. Gene Ontology annotation, biological process: nucleoside diphosphate catabolic process. Bases 1 to 1389 code for a protein of 462 amino acids.
AUGAAUUUGGUUAUUCCAAAAUCAAAGAGCAUGAGCUUCCUAUCCCUCAUCAUUUUUCUACUCUUCUCAUUUCCAACACUCUCUUUUUCGCAAUAUGUUGGGAACACUAUCUUUCUCAAUCAUCGUAAGAUACUCCCCAAACAGGAACUCCUUACCUCGUAUGCUGUCAUCUUUGAUGCUGGUAGCUCUGGCAGUCGUGUGCAUGUCUUCCAUUUUGACCAGAACUUAGAUCUUAUUCGCCUUGGCAAUGACCUUGAGUUUACUAAAAAGAUCACACCUGGUUUGAGCUUCUACGCAGAUCAUCCUGAAAAAGCUGCAGAAUCUCUCAUUCCACUUUUAGAGGACGCUGAAAGGGUUGUUCCUCAGGAACAGCACCCCAAGACACCCCUUAAACUUGGGGCAACAGCGGGUUUGAGGCUGUUAGAUGAGGAUGCUGCUGAAAACAUAUUGCAAGCGGUUAGGGAAAUGUUCAAGAACAGAAGUACACUGAACGUUCAACCAGAUGCAGUAUCUGUUAUUGAUGGAACCCAAGAAGGUUCUUACCUAUGGGUUGCAGUUAACUAUCUUUUGGGAAAGUUGGGAAAGAAGGUUUCAAAAACAAUGGGAGUGAUAGAUCUUGGAGGUGCAUCAGUUCAAAUGGCCUAUGCUGUCACAAAAAACACAGCUAAAAAUGCCCCAAAACCACCAGAAGGAGAGGAUCCUUACAUCAAGAAACUUGUACUGAAGGGAAAGAAAUAUGACCUUUAUGUUCACAGUUACUUGCAUUAUGGUAACGAAGCAGCUCGUGCUGAGAUUUUCAAGGUCACUGAUGGUGCUGCUAGUCCUUGCCUUUUAGUUGGUUAUGAAGAUAUAUACAAAUAUUCUGGAGAAACAUACAAGAUCUUUGGCCCUACUUCUGCUUCCAACUUUGAUGAAUGCCGAGACACAGUUCUUAAGGUUCUGAGACUGAAUGAGCCUUGUGACCAUCAAAAUUGUACAUUUGGUGGGAUAUGGGACGGUGGAAAAGGAAGUGGACAGAAAAACCUUGUUGUUACUUCAUCUUUCUACUAUAGGACUUCAGAGGUUGGUUUUGUGAAGCCACCCAAUUCCAGAAAUCGUCCUGUGGAGUGGGAAAUUGCAGCUAAAGAAGCUUGUAAAUUAUCAUUUGAGGAAGCCAAAUCCACUUUUCCAAAUGUUGCCAAAGAUAAACUUCCAUUUGUAUGCCUGGAUCUUGUAUACCAGUAUACAUUGCUUGUUAAUGGAUUUGGCCUUGAUCCUGAGCAAGAGAUUACAGUGGCAGAAGGAAUUGAAUAUCAAAAUUCUAUCGUGGAAACAGCAUGGCCUCUAGGAACUGCCAUUGAAGCCAUAUCAUCUUUGCCUAAAUUUAAUCCAUUAAUGUAUUUCAUUUAA